AUGGAAUGGCACACUGUGCGCACAAUGGCGCAAGAUUGGCAGAGGGAAAUAGAACAGAAGUGGCCGAAGUACUAUAGUGAGAUGCAAGGUAUUUCGGAUGGCGCUCAAUUGCCGUUCAUCGAUAUUUUGAUUCUCAAUAUCCGUACCGAAAUCGCCUUCGGGAUGUUCAGCGACGGGUGUACAAGCGUGUAUUGCAAAACCGAUGGACACUCCUUCUUGGCUCAGAAUUGGGAUUGGAUGGAGGAACAAAAGCAGAAUCUUCUCAUCUUGGAUAUCAUCAGCGACAGUGGACCUCGAAUCAAGAUGAUCACCGAAGCAGGUAUCAUCGGUAAGAUAGGAUUGAAUGAGCUUGGUGUCGGUGUCUGUCUGAAUGCACUCAAAGUUCUAGGGUGCGACUCUUCACGUCUUCCGGUGCAUCUAGCUCUUCGAUCGGUAUUGGAAAGCUCAUCGGCCGAUGCUGCUGUUCGGCAGCUAGAAGAGGUCGGAAUAGCUGCGUCAGCGCAUAUCCUGAUCGCUGACAAAGGGAAAGGCAUCGGACUGGAAUCAACAGCCAAAACAAUGCAGUGCAUUGAUAUGAACGAGCGGAAUUGGAUUUUUCACGCAAAUCACUUGCUGUUGGCGCACGACGGCGUUGCGGAUUCUGGCUGGUUGGCUGAUUCGCCUUUCCGACAGGAGCGAAUCCAGCAAUUGUCUUUGGAAUAUGGUUCGUCUACGGGUCGAGUACCGGAGGCGAUUGAUAUCGCACACAUGUUGGAUGACCAUGAUGGAUUUCCGUGUUCGAUUUGUCGUUUCAAGAAAGGUCCUCUGGGGAUGGAUGCUACAUUGUUUAGCAUUGUCAUGGACCUCCAAGGCGCCACAGCAACUGUGUACCUCGGAAGACCCUGUCAAGCUGAAGAGAUAAUAGAAUUGGAUUUUAAAUGA
Penicillium expansum is the source of this 921-nucleotide messenger RNA. Its product is annotated as Peptidase C45, acyl-coenzyme A:6-aminopenicillanic acid acyl-transferase. NCBI's taxonomy places the organism in Eukaryota, Fungi, Ascomycota, Eurotiomycetes, Eurotiales, Aspergillaceae. The transcript has 3 exons. The record is from RefSeq and is a predicted model, not a curated record. The coding region runs from base 1 to 921 and encodes 306 amino acids.